ACCCAACCGGAAGCUGAACGGGGCCCGAACUCUCCCUUUCCAGAACCACAAAAAUUGAUUUUUCUUUCUCCAAAUAACUUUUCCUUUUGUUUUCCCUACGGCGAUGCGCCUGAGAUCGAAUUGAAAAUCGGCGAACGAGAAAUUGAGCGAAAAAUGGAGACGAAGAACAAGUACAGCAUCAUAGUCCCGACCUACAACGAGCGCCUCAACAUCGCCCUCCUCGUCUACCUCGUCUUCAAGCAUCUCCGGGAUGUUGACUUUGAGAUAAUCGUCGUUGACGAUGGAAGCCCCGACGGCACUCAGGAGAUUGUUGAACAGUUGCAGCAACUCUACGGUCACGAUCGCAUCCUGUUGAGAGCUAGAGCUAAGAAGCUUGGGUUAGGAACGGCUUACAUUCAUGGUUUGAAGCAUGCUUCCGGGAACUUUGUUGUGAUCAUGGACGCAGAUUUAUCACAUCACCCAAAGUAUUUGCCAAGCUUCAUCAAGAAACAGCUGGAAACUGGUGCAAGUAUAGUUACUGGAACUCGUUAUGUCAGAGGUGGCGGGGUCCAUGGAUGGAAUCUUAUGCGCAAACUAACAAGUAGAGGAGCCAAUGUUCUUGCACACACACUACUAUGGCCUGGUGUAUCAGAUUUGACUGGAUCAUUUCGGCUUUACAGGAAAACAGUGCUUGAAGAUAUCAUUAGUUCCUGUGUCAGCAAGGGCUACGUCUUUCAGAUGGAGAUGAUAGUUCGUGCUUCUAGAAAAGGAUACCAUAUCGAAGAGGUUCCAAUCAGUUUUGUUGACAGGGUAUAUGGAAUUUCAAAGCUUGGAGGAUCUGAAAUUGUCGAAUAUCUGAAAGGCCUCGCCUAUCUUCUCGUUACAACAUGAGAUGCAUAAAUUACACCUCGUAUUCACCCUUUAUCCGCUUUUGCACCCAAUAUGUAAACGCUUAAAGUUACAUUUAGCUUUUUUUCAUAAAUUCUAACUGAUUUAGAACAAUUUUGAACCGAGGGAACGAUAUAAAUUUGUUCAUAUA
Messenger RNA from Pyrus x bretschneideri (Chinese white pear), 1018 nucleotides. RefSeq names its product dolichol-phosphate mannosyltransferase subunit 1. The transcript is spliced from 8 exons. The record is from RefSeq and is a predicted model, not a curated record. Gene Ontology annotation, biological process: GPI anchor biosynthetic process; protein O-linked glycosylation via mannose. Bases 154 to 870 code for a protein of 238 amino acids. NCBI's taxonomy places the organism in Eukaryota, Viridiplantae, Streptophyta, Magnoliopsida, Rosales, Rosaceae. Gene Ontology annotation, molecular function: dolichyl-phosphate beta-D-mannosyltransferase activity. Gene Ontology annotation, cellular component: endoplasmic reticulum membrane.